Messenger RNA from Aspergillus neoniger CBS 115656, 736 nucleotides. RefSeq lists its product as uncharacterized. NCBI's taxonomy places the organism in Eukaryota, Fungi, Ascomycota, Eurotiomycetes, Eurotiales, Aspergillaceae. The coding region runs from base 137 to 697 and encodes 186 amino acids. The transcript has 2 exons. The record is from RefSeq and is a predicted model, not a curated record.
CAGGCCCCCCUCUCAAAAUCCAACUAGAUGGUUGGCAGCAAUUACCGACCAGAAACUUUACCCCAUCGAGGUUUAACUCGAUCAUGCAGUUCUGGGUUAAUUACACGACCAGCAAGUUGAUAGCCCCGAUAGUUAGAUGCGUACUCACUGCAGAACUAUACCUGUCCUUCACCUCUACAGACCUACGGUGUUGGUUUCUAAGCAUAAGUCCCCUGCUUGCUCCGACUUCAGAAUGGAGUCGUCGUGGCAUCAUCCACCGUCGACGCCCGGCCCGGUUUCCAAUGUUCCCCAUCGGAAAUAUCAACCCAUACGACUGCUGCCCCAUGAUUUGCCCAACCGUCUGGCCUUCGGAGUCGGCCGUUGGCCGUCAACAAUCGACCUUCCUUUCGGGGAUGAUGUUGGGACCAGUUGCGGUCUGUUCAUUAAACAAAAGCCGAUUUCUGGUGCCGUGCAUUGCAAAGCUCUCAGUCUGUUGUGGCUGUUCUUUCGAAAUCUGGUGAAUAUGUUAUACCUACUAUUAUGUAGGGGGGGUGUUCAGCUAACGCAGUUACCGUCCUAUUUCUUGCAUUCGUGUUUGCCUUGCGGAACGUGUCCGUCUAUCAUUAAAUACAGCUACUUUUACCGUUACGGUUCCCGUCCAAUCAGCGAGGCAUGGCUUGACAUACAAAGGAGCCCCGAUUAUGAGGCUCACCAUUGAACCUUAUACAAACAAGGCCACAGCCACAAAUUGAUCCGC